GUUCUCAUAGAGGGGGAAUACUUUGAAGGCUGUAUCUCCAAUACUUGCAGAAUGCUCUGCUAUGUAAAAUGUAAAAGUAAACACUGCGGUAUCGAGGCGAUUGAGGUUUCCAUAAAAGAAAGUGCUUUAGAUUACUUACUAUAUUACUCAAAUACGCAACCACAAACAUUUUAAUUGCGUCAACUUGUAUGUGUAAAUGAACAGACAAGUUACACACAACUCCAAAUAAGGCAAAUAUUUACAAAAUCCACAAAAUAAACAUUCAAAAUUAUCAUUUUCCACCAGGAUACAUAAUGGAGACAAAAACAAAUGAAAUGAAGAUGGAUAUUGCAAUGCGCACACUAGGUGAUGGUAUGGACAAUUCUUUAAUGACCCUUUCAAAACUAAUCAGCAGCAAUUUACAUAUAUCAUCUCUAAAUGUAAAUCAGAAAUCAUUGAAACCUAUUAUUCCUGAAGGGCCCAUCAUUAUGACUGUGCCAAAAUUUAUUCCCAAAGAGCGCAAGAAUCCUAAGUACCUUACCAUGAAUAAGAAAGAACCAAAGUUUAUUCCAUGUGAACCAUUCAAAGGUGCAGUUGAUCCAAUCAUUCCAAGGAAGAAGAUGGUAAAGAUUCAAUGUUUGCCCCAUACAAAAAACAACAUUGAUAUACAGGAUUUGGUACAUCAGAUGUCUGACAUAAGAACUAGUGAAUUGAAUAAAACAAAUUUAUUAAGGAAGGAUGAAGGAAAGGAGUAUUUUGUGUCCAUUAAGCAAUGGGAAGAUGAAAAGUUUGCUUAUGAGAGUGAUAUUAAAAACUUGAAAGAAACAAAUGCACACUUGGAAAAUCAACUCAAGUUUCAAGCUAAAGUUAACAGUGAACUCAAAACACUUCUGGUGGCAGCUGUUGGUGAAGAUCUUGAGUCGAGAGUACAACAUUUAACAGAAGACAAAUUGCAGCUGGCAAGGGCAUUGCUCAACUCUGCCAAUCAUUUGACAUCACACCAGGAACAAACUGAAUGGUUAAGUGGUCAGUGUGAAGUAUGGAGAAGUAAAUUUUUAGCUUCCAGUUUAAUGGUAGAGGAAUUAGCAAGAUGGAAAUCAGCCCUCACAAAUCGCAUAAGUGAACUUCAGGAAAACAUGAAGGUUCUAAUUGAUGAGCGUACAAAAGUGCGCAACUAUUCCCUCCAGACUUACAAUCUCUUACAUCAAAUCAAUGCACAGCAGUUUGAAACCAAACCAGCAACAAUUCGAACCGCUAAUAUUAUUGAUUUAUCAAUGAAUAAUCUGAAACUAGCACAGGACCUAAGCCAGGUGUUGAUUAAAGAUGUGAAAGAAAAUGAUGAUUUGCUCAAGUUAUCGACGAAUACGCCGGGCGAAAACAUGGCUGUGAAAAUAUUAAAGAAUCCAGUGAAGUUGUUCAGCAAACCCGAUGAGGUGUGCAAUGCUUUGGUAGGUGCAGCGAUGAGCAUCACGUCCGGUCAGAUGUAUUUACAACAUCCGGCCACGCAAGCCACGUGUUGCAAACAUUGCAAAGGCGAAAUUCACAAUAUUUAAACUAUAUAUUUACUAGAAAAUGAAUAACUGAACAUGUUGUUUUAUGUUAUGAUAUUUAAAUAUAUAAUUAUAUUCUUAUAGUGCAAACAAUUGGCAGGAUAUUUAAUAUGACGAUGAUUGAAAAUAGUCGAAACGCUCUCACAAAAUUACUAACGAAAAACUUGUUAGCUGUUACUGUACAGAAUUGUUAGAAAUUUAUACAUUUAAUAAAUUUUAACAUUGAAUAUA
Messenger RNA from Dalotia coriaria, 1760 nucleotides. Its product is annotated as golgin-45. Gene Ontology annotation, cellular component: Golgi membrane. Lineage: Eukaryota; Metazoa; Arthropoda; Insecta; Coleoptera; Staphylinidae. Gene Ontology annotation, biological process: Golgi organization; Golgi to plasma membrane protein transport. The transcript is spliced from 4 exons. The record is from RefSeq and is a predicted model, not a curated record. The coding region runs from base 294 to 1532 and encodes 412 amino acids.